GCGAUCACAUUUAGAACACCAUCAAUUCAUCCGAAAACUUUAAAUAAAACUAAAAACAAACUCGUGUCGGAGUUUUCUGAAUCGCGACCUAGUAUUUCCAAUCCAAUGGUUUAAAUGAGUCGCAUAAAAAUCAUCUAAAUCUGAGGCUCAACGAGAAGUUGAAAAUCAUCAAACCGAUGCAAAUAUUCAGCAUCAAGAGACGCGAAUACGCCAACUUCGAUGAACCCAAACGUUAAUUCUACGUGGCAGAUAUUUUCUUAAGAUUCCUGACGAAUUUAUAAGAAGGGCACAUUUCAUCCGCUAAGCAGGUUCAGGAUUUGUUCAGGGAUUUAUUGAGAGAUGUCAUAAACGAAAGCAGUUAUAAUUUGAAUGAAGAACAACUCUCCGAUGAGCAGAGAAAGUUUUAAAAACAAUAUUAUUAUAGUGAUCUUUAGAGUAUCGACUCUAAUAAGGAUUUAGUUUAGAGAUUGCAUGAAGAAGAGGCGUUAAGGCGUUGAAGAAGAUUGAAGAGACGAAGGAGCAGCAGGAUUUUACGAAGAAUCUGUUCAAAGGAGAGAUUAGUUUCUUCUCAUUGUUACUAUUGUUAUUGCAAUUUGUCUUCAGGAGAGACAUUAUGGAACAGUUGAAAGCAAUUAUGCCUCGUCUCCUCGACGUUUACUCGCACUUGCUGACUUUCCACCAACUACCUAUGAGAAUGAUUUGUCCAUUCGAGCAAAGAACCGAUGUAGAAACGACGUUAAGCUUGAUUCUUGAAUGUGAACGUCUGAUUAGGUGCGGAGAGAAAUUGGAGAUGUGCAAAUUGGAGAUGAUGAUGAAAGACUUCAACACAAUUAUUAAAAGAAUUGUAAAGUUCCAAUCGUUCGAAUGCGAUUGCAAAGUCGUCACGAAGUACGUCAAACUAAAUUUCAAGUCUUGUUCGGGUUUCGGCAACAAGUUGCCCGAACUGGAGGAAACCUAUCGGAUGUUCUCAUCGUACAUCCAGCAAACACUUGACAGUUUAUAUAAAUCGCACAAAGAUCCGAUAAAUAAUAAUCUGAAGCACAACGUGAAAUUGAAAAUCAACGACCUGACGCAACUGUUCAACAUCAAGAAACGCGAAUACGCCAACUUUCAGGACCGCUUCAUCGAUUUAACCGAAUACUUAGUACGUAAGAUAAAAGCCGCAGACGGUUCAUCGAUCUAUGUGGAAGAGGCUAAAAGAUACUUGAAUGGAGAUAACGACACAUUCUUAAGCUUCAUGAAGUUAGAGGACGUCGUUUUUAUGGAAAGUACUUUUGGGAGCCUUUCAGGCUCUAAGCAGGUUCAGGAUUUGUUAAGGAAUUCUUUAAAAGAUGUCAUGAAGAAAAGACAUUUUAGUUUGGAUAAUCUGGAGAAGACUGAGAAGACCGAUGAACAGGAGAAGUUGUUAAUGGAUUUAAAAGCGCUUUAUAACGAUUUGGAAGAGGUUUCGACGAGCGUUGAUUUCAUGAAAACAACGUUCGUGCCCUCUGGCCUGACAUAUCUUCAGCAACCUCAGUUCAAUAUGAAUCGCUUCAAGAAGCAGCUCGGCCAGAUUCUAGGAUCGUCAAUUGCCGAAACGUACGAAGAAGUAUAAUUUCAUCACAUUUGACGGCACCAGGCGUUUCAAUCGUUCAAUCAGACGCAAGAUUUGUGCUGUGGAUCAAUUAUCUAUUAAUUUGACUAAAAUUUGCAUAUUGUAAAUUAUAAAAUUUAUUAUAUUUUUACAAACA
Molecule: messenger RNA, 1730 nt
Organism: Nicrophorus vespilloides
Lineage: Eukaryota; Metazoa; Arthropoda; Insecta; Coleoptera; Silphidae
Exons: 3
Coding region: 614-1594 (326 amino acids)
Source: RefSeq, a predicted model, not a curated record